CCCAAAAUGGACAGCGAUAGAGUGGUGUUUUGCCCGUUUUGUGGCAAACAUAUGAGCCAAUUAACUAGAUUUUGUUUUUCGUGUGGUCGGUCUUUGGAGUUUUUAAAUGGCGCAGACCAGACAGAAGGACCAAACACACAGGGGACAUCUCAACAGCCGGAUAAUGCUAAACAAACAGAAAAACCUUGCACAUCAUACAAACAGUUCAUGGAGUACAGAAGUGCAAAGUCCAAAGAGCGUCAGUCUUUUAACUACGGGCCGAGAGGAAGACAUCGGGCUAAAGAACGAAAACACGUCCAGAUAAACAUUGGAUUGAUGGUGCCAAAUGGAACUGAUUUAAAACCUCUAAGAGGGAAAACACUCCCGUUAUUUGUAGACCCAGAGGUAGCAGCACCUGAUGUACUGAAACAAGCUGUCCAGAAAAUGAAAACAUUUAACAAGGACAUGCCAGAAGGACCGUACAUCCUUUUGUAUCCAGACUGCUCAGAGGUGGUCCAUGUGCCUGGAUCAGAAAGGCCAUUCAAAUUGGCAGAAUAUAAAAAGGAACUAGGAAGGCCAUAUUGCAGGAUCACAUUUUUCAUUUGCCUAGAAACACAUUUUAAAGGAGGAGCAACGGAUAAUACUUCAGACUCUGAUUCUGAAAUUGUCAUCGCAUCAAGGAGCACAGCUGAAUUCAAUCGAGCUGACACAGUGGUUUUUGAACCACAAAACCGAAGUACUCCCAAACUCAAACCUAAAGAUGAAAGAGAUGCACCGGGACAUUCAGCAACAAUUCGGCCUGGACAGAUAGUAAUAUCUGAUGCUGAGGAUAUGGAUCCAUCUGAAACAAAUCCAGACAAGACUUGCUACAGUAAAUACACGGACCUGUAUGCACCAGGUGUUGAGGAAGAGGAUGAGGAGCUGGUUGCAGUCAAUGUGGAGAAUUUCCAACACACGGCAGUGGAGGAGAUGGACAUUACACUACCUGACAUUGUAGCAAACCUGGCACUUCCUAUUGAUCACAAAAGAGUCAGCAGGUUCAACAUCUCAAGGGCUAAUGUUUGGGAUGGAGCCGUCAGAGGUUUCAAGCGUACAACAUAUUCUGAAACCUGUGACAUGCUGGUCAGAUUUACUGAUGAUGCUGGUAUUUUUGAGGAGGGAAUUGACACUGGUGGUCCAAGACGAGAAUUUUUAUCUCUGCUAAUGAAACACCUGAAAGACCGGCCCAUUUUUGAUGGACCAGAAGGACAUUGGUUCUUGGUCUACAAUGCAAAUGAUUGAGAAUGCUGCUUCAUUGGAUGCUCUGCAAGAAUGUAUCAUGAGACACAGCACAAUGUUACAGACAGCAGGCUGUCUGAGACAUGUGGCUGCUGUGGAAGAAAAGAAAGAAAUUGUGGCAGACUACCUCCAGUGGUAUAUUAUUGACCGCAACUCAUCUGUAAUUGACAGAUAGACACCCUACUUUGCUGACCCCUGUCCUGUGCCACUUUGAAAAGCGACUCACUGGCUUUGAGCUCGAAAAACUCUUCAAACCUGACCUCAGCCCUUCAGGGAGUAAUAGGAGAAUAAAAGAAAGUCAAACUGUGGCCUACUGGGCAGACUAUCUCCUUGACUGUGAAGAAGGCGCGGCUGCUGUGUCUGUGGAGGACGUUUUGAUGUUUGCAACUGGGCUGACAUCACUUCCCCCAUCUGGCUUGCAACCAUUGCCACAAAUAGAGUUCCUGGAUGACUCUCCAUUCC
Osmerus eperlanus (European smelt) is the source of this 1719-nucleotide messenger RNA. RefSeq lists its product as uncharacterized. The transcript is spliced from 12 exons. NCBI's taxonomy places the organism in Eukaryota, Metazoa, Chordata, Actinopteri, Osmeriformes, Osmeridae. The coding region runs from base 7 to 1260 and encodes 417 amino acids. Gene Ontology annotation, molecular function: ubiquitin-protein transferase activity. The record is from RefSeq and is a predicted model, not a curated record.